GGCAAAUGGGCUUAAGUUUUCAAGGGCCAAAAGGCGACAAAGGUGACCAGGGGGUCAGUGGGCCUCCAGGAGUGCCAGGACAAGCUCAAGUUCAAGAAAAAGGAGACUUUGCCACUAAAGGAGAGAAGGGUCAGAAAGGUGAACCUGGAUUUCAGGGGAUGCCAGGGCUUGGAGAGAAAGGGGAGCCUGGAAGACCAGGGCCCCGAGGAAAACCUGGAAAAGAUGGCGAAAAAGGAGAAAAAGGGAGUCCAGGCUUCCCAGGCGACGCGGGGUACCCGGGACUUCCAGGCCGCGAAGGUUUCAAGGGAGACAAAGGUGAAGCAGGUCCUCCAGGCCCACCUGGAAUUGCCAUCGGCCCAGGACCGUCUGGAGAAAAAGGAGAGCGGGGGUACCCGGGCACCCCAGGGUUGAGAGGAGAGCCAGGCCCCAAAG
Messenger RNA from Callorhinus ursinus (northern fur seal), 432 nucleotides. The record is from RefSeq and is a predicted model, not a curated record. NCBI's taxonomy places the organism in Eukaryota, Metazoa, Chordata, Mammalia, Carnivora, Otariidae.